AUGUCUAGAGCACCUGCAAUGUCACACGGUGUUGAAGAGUACAACAGAAUUCUGGGUGAGGGUCAAGCAGCACAGGACUACUUGUCGAAGGCCCGGCAGAAGAUUUCCCACGGCCAGCACCAUGGUGCCAUCGUGGACCAGUCGUCGAGGCAAGGGAAAUCCGUACCUAGGGAUUCAACCUUGGGCCACCAUACUGUAGAGGACUACAACAAGAUCCUAGGAGAAGGCCAGGACGAUUAUGAGCAUGACGACCACCGUUUCGAUACCGAGAGGAGAAGGAGUAGCGUGACCUCCCCUAGGGAAAACCCUGAUGCGUAUUUGCCAAAGGACAAGUACGGGAACACCAUCUACCCCAAGGUCGACAACCAACAGACAGACAUCCCUGGCGGUAUGGAAUUCAGCGAUGCUCAACAUCAACAACCACGCCAGUAUGAACAAUCACACCAGCACGAACAGCCACACCUGCGGUCCCAGCAGCAAACAGAACUGGACCAGACUACUAGUAGAGUGCGCGAUUUGAACACAGACUCCAACUAUGCACACACAUCCGCGGCAGAAACCAAUAUGCGUUCUAACCCAGUGUCGAGCACUGCCCAACAACCCGAACCAGCUUUGGUACAACCUUCGCACAUUGGGGCAGGCGCCGUCACUGGAGGAGUGGUCGGCGGUGCAGCCGGAGCGAUGGCUGGGGGCACUACAAUGGCCGGUGCCAACGCCGAAGAAAUGUCGUAUCCCAAUGCCGGUGGGAGAACCGGUGGUGAGUACGGUAACGUCCAGCCGGUGGGCUACGGCAAUGCCGCCCCAAAACCGGAGCACUUGAAGGACAGACGGGAGGAACACUACGGUAACCGUGGUUUCAACCCUGAAACCAUGCUGGAUGCCAGAAAGAUGAACAUGACCACCUGUCCCGAAGGGGCUAUUCAGACCGCCAUCCCAGGGUUUGAAGGGCAUGGCACCCCAGUCCCUGGUGCAGGUAAGAUGCGUGCCCCCCAUGAACACUACGAGCCCUUCCAUUUGAUCAAAGACCCAAAUGCCCGGAAAAUGACAGCGCAGCACCAGCAGGGUAUGGGAUCCGAGAUGCAGCAACCUGCCUCGCAGUACGCAUCUCAGGGCAAACACGCGAUGCCACCACCAGCCACUAACGUGGGGAGUGGACAAAUGGGCAACCGUGACAUGCAGCAGCGCCAACAGCGCUCUGGCCAGAUGGCCGCUCGCGAAGAGGACCCAUUACUGGGCACGCAACAGCAAUCUGGAUACCAGAACGCCGCUGCAGUAACAUCCCAGGGUCAGGGAGAUCCAAGAGAGUACGUCACGAAGACGCACAUUGAAACGGACACUCAAAAACCCGGGAAGACGAUGCACGUCGAGGGCGAGGAGAUGGUGUACCAUUACAACGCAGAGACCGGGGCACAGACCAUCCCCAGACACCAUGCUCAAGAUGUGGAUGCUCAAGGUAAGCCAAGAAAGGAGAGUAUCGUUUCCAAGUUGAAGAAGACUAUCAGCAGAUGA
Huiozyma naganishii CBS 8797 is the source of this 1509-nucleotide messenger RNA. RefSeq lists its product as uncharacterized. Bases 1 to 1509 code for a protein of 502 amino acids. The transcript has a single exon. The record is from RefSeq and is a predicted model, not a curated record. Lineage: Eukaryota; Fungi; Ascomycota; Saccharomycetes; Saccharomycetales; Saccharomycetaceae.